UAGGAAACAAUCUCGUGAGUGUAGAAAAGGAACCGAACAGAUGAUGUUACCUUGAGCUCGGUUGUAUGAAUCGCAUUUGAUUGUUGUCCAAUCACGAGAUGAAAUUGUAAACCGUUCUUGCGUUGCUUGAAGUUGCCGUGUCGCACCGGAAGAAAUCUAUCUCGAGAGGUUCCAAAAGUUAAACCAGUGGGAUUGCUCUCUGAACAAACGUGCAGCGGUCCAGAAAACCCCUUGUCGGUGCGAUCGGCCGCCGUGCGGUGGUGCGUCUGUGCGUCUAUUCGCCCGUAAGAGUGCACACGUGAAGCGUCAAUACUGAACUGCGGUAGCCAAAGUGGAAGAGUGACAGAGAUAGCAGCAGCAGUAGUUGCUGCUGAGAGUGUGUUUCGAUUUCGACUGGUGUGCUGCCGCGUGCUGUCCAAAAAAAAAAGAAAGAGGGGCCUUCCACUGACAAGUCGAAGCUCUCGAGCUGGCACUUGGCUACGGAACGGCUUUCGGUGUCGGUGUGCGCGCCUAGACCUCCUAAGAACACUAAAUCCCUUCUCAGAUCGUCGCGGCUUGGCCAACUAAGUCCGGGCAAAUAAUAAUAAGUUUUUAGGAGAAUUAACUUUUCGGUAUUAAGGAUUUAAGCAAUAAAGUUUGAUGAAGAGGAGUCGCCUCGCUGGGAAAGCAACUACGACAACCGUUGUCGACAGGCGGUCGGCUCGCCAGAGAGACAGGGAGAAACAACUAACGGGCGGUGAUUUUCACGCACUAAAUCCCGGAUUUGCGGGCUACAAACAUCCAGAGUUCUUAACGGCUAGGCGGAAGUAAGACCUUGGGCAAGCAAAUAAAAAUACCCAAAACAACACCAAAGUAUGAAUCGGAAGAAAAGUGUGUUAUGAGUUUUUGUGCUAUAUUUUCUCGCUCUGUGUCAUACUUGGUGAAAUCGUGACCGGUGGAACGGUGGGCUUAAGUGAUUUAGAAUUUUCAAAACAUACGACUAACUUUUCCUUGCGCUCGAUGCGACUGUGAUUGAGUUAUAGUGGAUUCAGGCAUUAACUUGGUGAAGUGUGACGAACGCGUUUGUAUGAUUGCGCAAUUUAUUGAGCCCAAAUCCGGAAACUGAUUGUUGUGAUUCGUUGCGGCCGAGGCGCUAAGUCCGGAAUAGAAAGUUCCCAGGACAGAUCUACUUCGGUUCGAAGGGGCACUUGUGUUGAAUAGUUCCACUGUUUGGUUUGAGCUGUGUUUCAAAAUUUAUCCUGGACAAAACUCUUGGUCCACUGCUAAACGGAAACCGACGACCAACAGUGAUAGAGAGCUUGGCGGGGAAAUCCCUCGUGCGACAGAAAAUACCGAAAUUCGCUGGUGAAGCAGCGAAUCAUUUUUGAGACUCCAGUAACAGAAAACAGUCAAAACGAUUUAUCUCCGGCCGUACAAGGACAUCUUCCCGGGCGGUGGCCAUAACCAGUUAAGCUCGUUAUAUCCACAGUCCGUGAUGGAAAGAGGUGGAGGAGGAACGGGUGGCUCUGGCCUCGAUUCGAUGGGAGAUGGUAGUGGGUUGUGCCUACAGGAUCUGGUUAGUAAUGGUGGCGGUGGUGGUGGAAGUGGUGGAGGUGGUGGUGGUGGUUCAGUUACUAAUGGAACCACGGAUCACCACAUGCAUCAUAACCACAAUAGCCACAACCAUCACGGAUCACUGCAUGACUCCGUGUCCGGCGGUGGAGUCAGUGUUAGUUCGGCUCUUACCAGUCUGAUGAGUCCCGGGAUCAAUAGUGGCCUGGGUCAUUUGCACCACGGAACACCGGAUCUUAGUGCUCACCAUCAUCACCACCAGCAUCCGUCAUCAGUGUUACACGAGCCGUUGGAGAAGCUGAAGUUGUGGGCCGAGACGGGCGAUUUUCGUGAUAAUAGUCAUAGUGCAAUGUCUGCCGUAACCAGCAUCGACCACUCUCAGAUGAGCUUCCAAACGUCGGCAACGCGGAACCGAAGUAGUCGGGAUCGAAAACACGACGUUACACGUGUCGAUCCCACGUCGGUGAAAACGGAAAACAUCAGCAGCGGGCUGUCCCACGAGGACAACGGCAGUGCACCGGGGACCACGAUAUCCCAGGAUGGCAGCGGCGGGAACGGCACCGAGCAGGGUACCAAAAACGACAAGAAAAACAAACGGCAGCGACGACAGCGAACACACUUCACCUCCCAGCAGCUGCACGAACUGGAACAGACGUUCAGCCGGAAUCGAUACCCGGACAUGUCAACCCGGGAGGAGAUCGCCAUGUGGACGAAUCUGACCGAGGCCCGAGUUAGGGUGUGGUUCAAGAACCGUCGGGCAAAAUGGCGCAAGCGGGAGCGGAACCAGAUGAAUGCCAUAGCGGCAGCUGACUUUAAAAAUGGAUUCGGCCCACAGUUUGUUCAACCGUUUGCCGAUACCGAUAGUCUCUAUUCGUCGUAUUCCUACAAUAACUGGGCAAAGGUACCGUCUCCGUUGGGUGCCAAAACUUUUCCUUGGACGGUAAAUCCACUGGGGACAUCCAUAGUGUCAUCGAAUCACCACCAGAAUUCCAUCAAUUGUUUCAACACAAGCUCGUCGGUAGCAGCGGGAAUGGGCGGUGGAACGAUGCUGCCUGGAAGCAUGGGUACUAGCUUGGGUGGAACGACGGGAGGAGCAGGAGUGUCUCCAACUCCUUGCCCUUACACGACUCCAGCCAACCCGUACAGUAUGUAUCAUCAUCGAGCUACGGCGGAACCUUGUACAGCAAUGACCUCCAGUAUUGCAACGUUGAGAUUGAAAGCUAAGCAACAUGCUUCCGGCUUCUCUAGUCCUUACUCCGCUCCGUCACCCGUGUCCAGAUCCAAUUCCGCUGGCCUGUCAGCAUGUCAGUAUGCCAGUGUUUCGGACACUGUCUGAGAAAACGCCCUGGGCAGCAUGCUGUCCCAUUCGUCAUCGCUCGCCAUGUACAACACCAGCAUCAACAGUGCCAUCAGCGUUACCGUCAACAACAACAACAACAACAAUAAUAACAACAAUAAUAAUAACAACAACAAUGGAACGGAUAAAAACAACGUCACGGGCACUUCGGGGCUUGACGACGAUGAUCUGAUGGUACCGGACGACGAUGACGACGAUCAUCGGCGGAACAAUGUGGAUGAUAUUCACGAUUGAACGUGCGCGGCCUUCCUACGCCAGGUCUAGGCUAAUCUUGGUUGAGUAUGACUUAUCUUAUCCGGGUCCCGGGCUGCUUCUCGAGCCCAAAAAAAGGCACACAUUCGGCAGCCGGCUACCGGUAGCCAAACUUCAAAGUAACUCCGUGUUUGUUUAUAUAAAUCAGCCAGCGUCAUUGUUGAUGUGUUGAUGUGCGCUGUAACUACGGCUCUGGCUCUGGCUCUGGCGGCAUCGACUCAAAGACUUUCCGUUAUCUACCCCGAACACGAAAAAGGAUUAGGCAAGCUUUGGGCCGUUUUGCUAUCGAUUGCAGUCGGUGACGGCCGGUAACGAGAAGUACUCGGGGAAAGUAUGGCGCCGGGGCACAGAGGAGCUGAUUGAGAAAUUGAAUGAAUUCCCGUUCCGAAAAACGUGGUUGGGUAAAGGUUAAUUGUGGUGAUAAAUCAGUUGUAUUGUGUUCUGGAGACAGUGUUUGCACAUACACACAUUUCGUGAACGUGCUAACGAAGUUCUCCUGUGGAUUGGGCAUAGCAGAAAUCUCAAAAGCGUUCGAAUAAUCAAAAUAUUACCAUGAUCUUAGGCUCGAUAAUGCAAUAAGUUUACAACGUCUAGUAUAUUAUCUCCAUUACAGUGUUAGAAGAAUACAACAAAGGCUAAAUAGGCAACAAUUCCAGAUCUUAUGCAUUCAUGCACCAUGGGAUGUAACCAACAACAACAAAAACAACAAAUAAAAUAAAAUAAAAGAUCGAAUACUGCCUCUGAACAUAACACUUUUUCAAUUGCAAUGUGCAACACGCAACACCAGCACAUCAAUGUUUGUAUGAAUCAAGCAUAAAAAACCCAAAAUGUUGGAACGAAGAGAGCUAAAACGAGAGCGAGCGAAAAAGUGGGAGGGUGUAUCGAAUUGCACUAACUCACACACACACACACACACCCACAUCCACCUACAUGUAUGAAAGCGUGACUAAAUAAAUGUCAAAAAAUAACACUCGCUGCUCCAAAUUUUCUCUCGGAAAGUUGGAAGCAAAAAAAAUGCCAAGUAAACACAACCGCCGCCGCCGACGCCGCCACAAUACAAACGUUCACCCAGCAGUUGAUUAGUCGCUCGAGAUCAAAGCGAGCAAAUUUCGUUUUAUCAAGUUAGCCGCGAAAAUAAUGUGACGUGUGAGAGAUAAGCUGCUGUACGGGGUGGAAGUAUAAAUGUCAAAUUCAAUCAAGAUUAUCAGGCGUAUGUUGCCUCAGCAGACCAAUAACCAGCCGCUAGGAAGAGCUCAAUUUUUGCUUCCGGGGCGUACGAAGGUAACGUCGAUUCAAUUGUUCGAAAUAUCAUCGACAUCCAACGGGGCUGACCGAAGGGUGACAGUUUAGUACUUAGAAGAACCUCCGCAUAUGAGGCUGUGUAAAUAUUUUUACCGUGCGAUCUAUUUUUAAUUUCUAAAAUUGAACUAAGCCAACAGCAAACAAAAAUAUGAGAAAACUUAUCGAAAUGGAACAAACUAGGCCAAAUAGAAACUGUUUUACUGAAGAGGUCCUAGUCUAUAUCGAAAGACAAAUAAAAGCGCUAGUGAGUAAAAGUAGUGAAAUAAUUCUGUAAAAAAAAACUGCAUAAGAAAUUGUAGAAUUCAGUUCCUAGGUUCAAUUUAGUUUUCACCUGAAUGUGCAAUCGAAAAAAACAAACUAACUUGAGACACCUUUCUUUUCUCCGACUUGUUUAUUAACCAAAGAUCAUCAUUAGUUUGAACUAAUUGCUGUUGAAUUGAGAUCUUAAAUGUACAGUCUAAUUAAAAUAUCAAGUUUAUGUGAAGUUAAGGUAACAAUGCCAAAUAUAAUGAAUGAGCAACUUAAUACCCAGGUGCAGUUUUCAUAAUUUUGUAGAGGAAAGUACUACGAAUCGAUUUUCAGUUUGUAGAUAGAUUUAAGUUUCAACCGAAGACUCAUUCACUCAGUCUGACGCAGAAAGUGUUAUCUGCAAAACAACCUACUUUGAAAAUCCUCCCAAUUAAAACGAUUUAAUACCAAAAGAAUAUGCCAUCUAUUAAUUGAUAAUAAAUUUUUCACUACCGUACAUAUUUCAGUAUCGCAAGAUGCGCAAAUACUUGAAUUUUGUCUAGUCAAUGAGAGAGAAAGAAAAAAUAAAUAAAAUCAAACAAAAAAAAUUAUUUGAAGCACUAAUUGAUGACUUCAAAUGGAAAAGGUAGUAAUGUAAAUCGAAAACUAUGUCAACGACCGAUUUAGUAACCAAAAAUACCAAAAUAAAUAACAAAAACCACAAGAUGUGUAGUAAACAGCAAACACACUUUUAUUCGUUAGAAUGAUGAAAUAUUGAUUAUGAAGAGCCAAAUUUCAUAGUACAUAGUUAAUAUCCUGAUGAUCGCAUAAGAUAUGUAUAUCGUGAAAACAAUAAGUCUUGGUAAAUUACACAUACCAUUAAAAAUGAAAA
Malaya genurostris is the source of this 5582-nucleotide messenger RNA. It is a transcript of the gene Ptx1, whose product is annotated as pituitary homeobox homolog Ptx1. The record is from RefSeq and is a predicted model, not a curated record. Gene Ontology annotation, molecular function: DNA-binding transcription factor activity, RNA polymerase II-specific; RNA polymerase II cis-regulatory region sequence-specific DNA binding. Gene Ontology annotation, cellular component: nucleus. The coding region runs from base 1475 to 2887 and encodes 470 amino acids. Gene Ontology annotation, biological process: regulation of transcription by RNA polymerase II; anatomical structure morphogenesis. The transcript has 5 exons. Lineage: Eukaryota; Metazoa; Arthropoda; Insecta; Diptera; Culicidae.